Porites lobata is the source of this 4219-nucleotide messenger RNA. Lineage: Eukaryota; Metazoa; Cnidaria; Anthozoa; Scleractinia; Poritidae. The record is from the annotation of a GenBank genome assembly.
UGUGAAACGCGAGCACGGUUGUUGCACGAACAGCCGGCGCAAAUUUUGUACUUCAUUCCCCGACCAUGGAUGUUUCUUUCAUCACCGCAAAUUUUUCCUGGCUUGGAGCGUUAUCAUUUCCUUGCAUUGUGAUUUCUGUUCUUCUCUUUGGUAAAGCAGUUUUGGAAAAACGUUCGUUUUCCAAAAAGUUACCACCAGGACCUUGGGGCUUACCAGUCGUAGGUAAUAAGAUUAGGGUUUUUUGAAGCUUUUAGGGACUUUAUCUCCUGUUAAAUGAAUUGUUUUGUGAAUUUUUUUUUUUUUUACUUUGAUUUCUUAUCUUCAUUAUCUUUAUCAUUAUUUUUCUUGUUUUUCACCCCUUGUUUUGGCAUUUUUAUUCCGAGAAUAAUAUUUCUCUUAGUACGUGCUGUACUUAACUCUGUGAUUUCCCGACAUCGAUAGUCUGAAUUAUCUAAUCUUUUGCCUGCCUUCUUUAGUGAGUGUUGAGAAACGGGGCGAUUCUGUCGCUUUUAGUUUUUCUCUUCCUGCAUGAAAACUUCUUUGUUUCCCGCUAGCUUUCAAAGAAUUGAGCAAUACAAAGCUAAUUAUAAAGUAGAAUUCACAUCAUGAUAAAAGAGUGCCGACUAUAGAGGUACAUUGCGUGUCCACAACCAAAGGGUUUAUAUCGACGAUUUUUUUUUUAUAUGACUAGCAAUUUAUUUCUUCAGUAAUUAAUAUUACCUUGAUUCAGGCUGUAACUUUCAUCAUGUCAGACUUUGUGAAAGUCACUCGUUCAUUGAAGAACCUUUGGCGGAUUUUUUGUUUGUCUCAGCAAGACAGUCACAGGAUUUUCAAAGCCAAUAGGUGAAAAAGUAGGUGCUGACAAUUUUCCGUAGCAGCUCACACCCCAAAAGGGUGUCACUCUCUUACUAACUUUUUUUCCAGCUCUAAAAUAUAGUGCUUACUGACUUACAACAGACUGACACUAUCCCAAAAGCAUCCUCAAAACCUGAAAUAUGAAAUUAAUGGUAACACUGAGAAAUAAUUGGGCCAUGACUGAUAUAAAUAAAGAACAUCUGUGGAUAUUGUUGUUUUUGAUAGUAAGAAUUGAUAAGAGUCAUCUAUGUACGUCGGGAAAUUGUUGAGGGAAUACGGCUACGUUUGCACACUUUCCAAGAUGAAACAGAACUACUCAAUGAUGUUACUGACUCAGUUUAAAAUCGUUCGUUUCUUUAUUUGCGUUAUUUACGAAUAUUUAUUUCCAUUGUUUUAAUUUCAUUCCGCAUCCUAAUACUUAGAGGGCGUGGCGAGCUUGCAUGACAAAAACAAUCCCCAAACAAUUAGGCCGAUACUACACACUGACUUCUUGACCUUCUCUACGGUCUUAAAGACUGAUCGCCUACGAAACCCUCUCACUGAUAUAAGUCUUACUACAUCUCAUCCUUACUUAGUUUGCUCCACCUACACCACUGACAUUAUUGUAGCCGAUGUAGAGUAUACCAACAACAACUUGAACCUUUCUGCAGUUCAUUUAAUUGCUGGCCUUUCAACUUUUUAACACGACAACCACAACAGUUUCUUUUUUGCCUUGGGAGGUCGUUUUAUACAUAUAAAAAGUUACACUACUUUUACUCCUCGGAAACACUGAGAAAGCAACAAGAUGAAACACCAAUAUCUUUUCACUUCUGGAUUAUCACUGCCAAACACUUGUGAUGACAAAGCAAUCGAGUUGCAAAAUGGACUUUUGUAUAUCGCUAUCAAUGACAUGCCCAUACCUUUUUCAACGUCUUCAAAGUCAAAACCAUCUUAAUUGCCACUUUUCUUGGUACGGUUUAAAAUUUACAAAAAAGUAUUUAAUCUUUUCACUGGCCUUACAUUUUGCAAGUGUGGUUGAAUUUUUUAAUUGAACUUGAGCUCAGACAGCCUAUAACAGACAAACAAUAUAGAUAAUCGCGUGACUUUACCCACUGAUAUAAUCCAUCACCAGGCAGGCUGAUUUUCUGACGCGAAGGAAACACCGUCCCUAAUAUAAACUGUUUAUCUAGUACAUAAGUAAAAAGAAAUUUUCGGUAUUCGAACAUUUUAUGUAACAUACAAAACGAACUCGACACGCCGAGUCAUCUUUCCCUAAUUUCAUUUCUUUCUGUCAUUGACAGGGGCUUCCUUUCUCCUGCGAAAAGACCCCCAUCUUGCCUUCACUAAUGUGGCCCAAAAAUAUGGCAAUGUGUUCAGCCUGAUGCUUGGAAAUCGCUUGGUGGUGGUGCUGAAUGGAUUACACGCCAUCGAAGAAACCAUCAUCAAGCACCCAAAAGCCUUUGCUGGGCGACCAAGCCUACACACCUUUAGCCUGGCCAAUUCUAAAGCUGGCAGCUUAAGUCUCAGUGAUUACACACCUCGCUGGCGUCUUGCCCGGAGGAUCGCAGUCAGUGCAAUACACAACUUCGUUAAGGACAGCGAUGCACUGGGACAUAAAUUGUCGCAGGAGUCCCAACGCUUGAUUCGAUACUUCAAACAGCAGAAGGGUAGACCUGUAAACGCUCUGGCAGCUCUCAAGUCAGCCACGGCAAACAUCAUCCUGAAUGCUCUGUUCGGAAUCAACUGGUCUUAUGACGACGAAGGUCUUCGAAGAAUCAUCGACCUCGCCGACAGUUUCCGACAGGCCAUCCAUGGCUGCAGCCAUGUUGAUUUCCUGCCCAUGGUAAAGUAUCUACCUAAUAAAGCGCUUUCAGAUCUAAAGACUGUAAUGAAGAUAGUCUCGGAUAUCCUUUCACAACUGUUUGUUCAAAACAAAGAAACAUACGAUGGAGUCAAUGUUCGCAAUAUUGCAGACAGUUUCAUGAGCGCCGUGGAAAAGGAAACUGAAAAGGAGAAAGAGAAUCAUCCAGAAGGUCUUACAAUUGCUCCUUUGCUCAGUGACGAACAGAUCAUUCCAGCUGUUACAGAUCUUUUUGGUGCCGGUUUUGAAACCUCUUCCGCCCUUCUCUACUGGAGCUUGGCAUACCUUAUAAAAUACCCCGACAUUCAGCAACAGCUGCACGAUGAAUUAGAUCAAGUGAUAGGUCAAGAAAGACUGCCCACUUUAGGGGACAUACCGUCUCUCCCUCUCCUUCAAGCCACUGUCUUCGAGUUGUUAAGGGUUACCAGCAUGGUACCUCUUGCAAUACCUCGUUCCACAACCAGCGAGACGAAAAUCCAAGACUUCACGGUCCCAAAAGACACAAUCGUAUUUGUCAAUCUGUGGUCAGUACAUCGUGAUCCAGCUCUCUGGAAAGAUCCGGAAGUCUUUGAUCCCACACGCUUUCUGGAUCGUGCAGGUCAGGUGGUCGAUCCUAAGUUCUUCCGAGGUUUUCUGCCGUUCUCUGGAGGACGUCGUAAGUGCCCUGGGGAGGUUCUGGCUAUCAAACAGGUUUCUGUCUUGCUUGCGGCACUACUUCACAGCUUCCGUUUCUCGCAGGAUGGUUUGUCGAACGAGUAUCAAGGCAUCAAUCUUGUGGGUCAGUUUGGCCUUACUCUGAUACCAGAAACCUUUUACGUAAAAAUAGACGAACGCUGCUGAAGAACUUUUAACGAUUGUAAUCUGCCAAGGGCUCCCCGAAUGCUCAAUGAAUAUUUUUGUAUAUAUUUUUUUUUCAAACGAAGCGUAUGUAUUGCUUGUUUUAGCUCUCUUAUUUUGUUUUAAAUUACUAAUUAGUCCCACCAUACCUAGUGUUAACCCCCUUCUCAGUUUAGCGUUUAGUACCACACUGCAACGCCCCAGUCUAAGAACUUGUUGGUAGCACUAUUAAUAACCUUUUGAUGUUGACUGAGAGCAAGUCUAGUGAUCAUCGCGCCACUUGUCAAAUCAUCGACCGCUGAAAGACCUGUACAGAAGAGAACGUUUGUAACCUUCUUUUUAAACUGCAUGACUUUUUGUAUAGAAUUUUUUAAAGUAAACUCGUUGAUGCACAAAAUGGCCAAUGAACAGCAGAAAAGACAGUGUUUUUAUUCAUUCUAAGGUGAAAGCAUUGAAUUUAGAUUUCUUCAAAUUCUUUGCCUUCAGUCUUUCGCCAAAGGGACAUUUUAUCAGUUUUCAAGCAGUUUCAUGGUAAUUUUUAGCAAGAUUAAGCCACUUUGAGAGGACUUCCACCGAUACAAACUCUUCCAUAAUGUUUGUGAGAAGCAUGGAAUCUUGAUGGGGCUGCACCUUAAUGGCAGUUACAGUUAUUUGCAAGAUUCCAUCGUGAUCCUCGCUGAUUGCCAG